AUGCCAAUUCCUAUUCAUCUCGAGCAAGGUUUGUGGGUGAAAACUCCCAAAGGAGGCUGGGAUUUUAUGAACAGUGUCGACUACCACAGCGAGGCUAUUAUGGUCCGUGAGAACGAAAGCUUUGAAGACUUAAUGACUCUUGUUCGUGUAAGAUUGGAGCUAAGCGUUGAUACUCCCGUUGAGCUAAUCUACCAGUUUUUAGAGUGGAUAAUGUUACCGAAUGCGCCAAGGUCCGCACCGGCGAAUGUUUUAGAGAAACGGGAUGUGGAGGUCAUGAUGAGCAUCAUGGAUUUUAACGAUGUUUAUGUGUAG
Messenger RNA from Eruca vesicaria subsp. sativa (arugula), 312 nucleotides. The record is from the annotation of a GenBank genome assembly. NCBI's taxonomy places the organism in Eukaryota, Viridiplantae, Streptophyta, Magnoliopsida, Brassicales, Brassicaceae.